AUGGUCCGCGCCCUACGCUCUGUCACAACACACCGGCAUCCCACCGUUCGUGCACCGGCCUCACUGCUUUAUAACAAUCUUUCGUUUGUUGAGGAGCACUCCUUGCUGGUUUACACAUCUCGCAGGGACUGUGUCAUUGUGAACACCGAAACAAAUCAGGCACAUCUGCUCCCCAUUGGAUCAAUGGAAAAUGAAAUGAUUCUCCAAUGUAGUGCCAUUCAUGCACCUGGUGCCGAGGACGGUAUGGAACCGCAAGUACUUAUCCUCAUCACCAUGCACAAAACAACACAAUUGUGGACGGCCAAUAAACCCAUUAGCCUUGUAUCACAUGGUGGUGUGCAUGGGGAAGGUUCGUGCGGUGGUCUUGCCGCUUCCGCUGGGGGAGGGGCACACGUCAUCAUGGGCACAAGUAAAGGUGUGGUGAUGUUUGCCGAAUAUUGUGGGGGGGCUGCACCAAUGAAGGACGAGGCAGAUCAAGAUGCGGCAACAUCGUCUUCAAUCUUUCGUGUAGCUUCCGCAGUGAAGGGGCACAAGGAGCGGGCGGUCACGGCAGCGCAAAUAAGUAGGUUUCCGGACUCCGAACUCCUUGCGGUAAGUGGUGACGCAGCCGGUCAGCUGCUCCUCUGGAGUCGAGACCAGCAGCCGCUCGUUUCCAUCUCCACUUUGGAGUGUGUGACGGCGGUCCAAAUUGUUAGUGGCGGUGACUUCGUAGUUGCAGCGAGUGGCGCCGGUCGUUUGCUGGUAUUAGACUCCCAUACUGGCAGCACAUGCAUUGACGUAUGUGCUCAUUCAAGGUGGAUACACAAUUUGUCCUUCAACGCAGCAUGUAACAUGAUUUUGUCUGCAGCGGAAGAUGGCUAUGUGACGGUGUGGGCACUUCCCAGCGAUAAGAAACAAAGCAUUGUGGACUUUAGACCUGCUGUGAUGCAUCACACUCCGCAUUCAUUGCCUACCGGUGCAGCAAUAUCUGCCGAUGGGUCAACGGUUUUCGUAACUAUUUAUGAUGUGGAUGGUGUGAAUCAGUACACGGUUACUGCGGACAGAGAGUGA
Trypanosoma brucei brucei TREU927 is the source of this 1050-nucleotide messenger RNA. RefSeq lists its product as hypothetical. The coding region runs from base 1 to 1050 and encodes 349 amino acids. The record is from RefSeq and is a predicted model, not a curated record. Lineage: Eukaryota; Euglenozoa; Kinetoplastea; Trypanosomatida; Trypanosomatidae. Gene Ontology annotation, molecular function: protein binding. The transcript has a single exon.